GGGUACGGACUGCCUUGUACUCUUGACUCUGCUUUUGUAUGUUUGGCAUUUUCCUUUCAACGUAACACCACUUGUGGAGGUUUUUUGCAGAAGGUAGAUUUGGAAGGUAACACUAGUGGUUCUAGAUUCAAAGCCUUCCACAGAUCCUCACUCUUUGUUAGCUGGGUAUAAAGGCUGCCUCUGCAGACUCAUAACAAGUCUUUUUCUCCCUCCCAGGGGUGCCGCUUUAUUUUCUUGCGAAGGCAUAGAGUAUUUGCUGAGUGUGACAAAGCUGAGAGGAUCAAGUUGAUGCAGGUGGAUGCUGGGUCAGCUUUUUUUUUAUACAAAGGGUAUUAGCGAGCAUAAGGGUUGAGUUGUCUCCAAAUGGACAGGUUGUAUAAAAUGUGUUAGCAAUUUUUCUGAACUGCCCAAAUCCUUUCUAAGUUAUGCUCAUCAAAAAACAGAGCUCAGAGUAGUGAACACUCCCGUACACACUUAGGUUUUGUGUACACUUUUGGAAGCACUGUAUACAUCAGUACAAAGUCAACAUUAUGAAAACGAAUCACAAGAGCUUAUUCACAUGGCAUUUUGGUAUGCCAGGAACCAGAAGUGAGAUACUUAAAGGCAGUAAAACUGAAGUAAAAUAGGAAGAUCAGCUAAGAAAGACCUACUGGAGAAAGCAAAGGAUGGAAAAUAAAGUGAAGCACUGUUUUAUUGUAGCAGCAGGCCUUUGAAAUUGAACUGAAAAAAAAAAAAAUGACUGCUCUUACUUCAGAGAACUGCUCUUUUCAGUACCAGCUACAUCAAACAAAUCAGCCCCUAGAUGGUAACUGUCUGUUAUUCUUGAUUACACUUGGGAAAAUAUUAUUAAAUAUCCUCACACUAGGAAUGAGAAGAAAAAACACCCAUCAAAAUUUUAUGGAAUAUUUUUGCAUUUCACUAGCAUUUACUGAUCUUCUACUUUUGGUGAAUAUUUCCAUUAUAUCCUAUUUCAGGGAUUUUGUACUUUUAGGCAUUAGGUUUACUAAAUACCACAUCUGCCUAUUUACUCAAAUUAUUUCUUUUACUUACGGCUUUUUGCAUUAUCCAGUUUUUCUGACAGCUUGUAUAGAUUAUUACCUGAAUUUCUGUAAAGCCACCAAGCUUCCAUUUAAGUGUCAAAAAGUAUUUUAUUUCUUUGCAGUUAUUUUAAUUUGGAUUUCAGUCCUUACUUAUGUUUUGGGAGAUCCAGCUAUCUACCAAAGCCUGAAGGUACAGAAUGUUUAUUCUUAUCAGUGUCCUUUCUACAUCAGCAUUCAGAGUUACUGGCUGUCAUUUUCCAUGGUGAUGAUUUUAUUUAUGGCUUUUAUAACCUCUUGGUCAGAAGUUAUUACCUUGGUACAGGCUGUUAGGAUAACUUCCUAUAUGAAUGAGACUGUCCUAUAUUUUCCCUUUUCAUCCCACUGUAGUUAUACUGUGAGCUCUAAAAAAACACUCUUGCCCAAGUUGAUUAUCUGUUUUCUUGGUACCUGGUUACCAUUUGUACUACUUCAAAUAAUUAUCCUUUUACUUAAAGUACAGAUUCCAGCGUACAUCGAGAUGAACAUUCCGUGGUUGUACUUUGUCAAUAGUUUUCUCAUUGCUACAGUUUUUUGGUUUAAUUGUCACAAACUUAAUUUUAGAAACAUGGCAUUACCUGUGGAUCCAUUUGUCAACUGGAAAUGCUGCUUCAUUCCACUUACAAUUCAUAAUCUUGAGCAGAUUGAAAAGCCUAUAUCAGUAAUAAUUUGUUGACAUGUUGCCAUGUUAAAACUAAAACUAACAGCUACAAGAAUUAUAAUUUUACAAAUGGGAAAGAAUGAUGACUUGGGACAUAUAAAGAAUGAACUGAACUGAAAGCUCUCCCCCACAUCCCAAACUUUCAUACCUUUUCAGAAUAUGUCUUUUUGGGAUUGUGAUAUUAUUGUUUUUUUUUUUUAACAAAAUACUUCCAAUAAGAAAUAUUUAUACCUGUUGACCAUACUGAUAUUUGUGUUACCCAGAAAACUACUGGAUACAAACUGUUAGGUAAAUCUGCGAUUCACUGCCAACUUUUCAAAUUUAAAUAAACAUUUUUAUUACACUUAGAGCAAGAA
Molecule: messenger RNA, 2093 nt
Organism: Orcinus orca (killer whale)
Lineage: Eukaryota; Metazoa; Chordata; Mammalia; Artiodactyla; Delphinidae
Gene: GPR160
Product: G protein-coupled receptor 160
Exons: 3
Coding region: 736-1752 (338 amino acids)
Cellular component (GO): plasma membrane; signaling receptor complex
Source: RefSeq, a predicted model, not a curated record